AAAUUAUACUCUGUACACUAUCGAAUCACCUCUGCAUGUGUCAGUUUUGUACGGUUAUUAGCCGCUAACCUCACCAUGGAGCCCCGGGCUCGCGCCGCCAAAAAUCGCGGCCAGCAGAACUUCACGGACCAAGAACUCCAGAUGCUCCUGUACGCCCACGGCGAUGUCCCAAACUCCCUCCCUGGCACAAUCCGCGUGCUCGAUGAGAUGCUCUCCGACUUCAUCAUCGAGCUGUGCUUCGAAGCGGACCGCCCCGCGCAGCUAGCCGGACGGCAGAAGGUCAAGCUCGAGGACUUCAAAUUCGCGUGCCGCAAGGACCCGCUGAAGCUGGGCAAGAUCGAGGAGGUGUUCGAGCGCAAGGCAGAGAUUGAUGCCGCGCGUAAGGCGGUCGAUGUGAGCGAUGACAAGAUCACGAAGACGGGGGUUGAAAAUCUGGUGGGCGAGGAGCUGGGGGAGGCGGACGAUGAUGCCGAUACGCAGAUUGUCGGCGGGAAGCGGGGGAAAUAUAAGAAAAAGGAGCCCAAGGAGCCCAAGGAGUAGGUCUGAGUGGGUGCUUUGCUUGUUUGUAAAAGCCAGCAUGAUGGGUUCAGGAGGCGUUGGGAAUGGGGGAUAUCGUUUUAUGGGCGUUUUCGGAUCAUAUACCCACAGCUCAGGACAUGGAUGGAUGAGGCGCUUGAUGCUCACGAUUGGCAGAAUUAUAGCCAAAAUUGAUGGAGACGAAAAAAACAGCGAUGAUUUCACACUGCCGCCCAACAGCGAAUCUAGGUGACCAAGAAAAUCUGUGUCAACAAGGCUAUUCUUCGGAGAGACUCGUCAUUGCUACCUAACGAUCAGCGUGAGUUUGUAUCGAUGUCUGUAAUACGUUUUCUGGGCAUCCUUCGCUCUAUAAUUGUGGGAAUAGAGGCCUUUUGCGCGAGUAAGGCACAGCAAGCCACCCCUUUUUAUAUUUUGGUUCAACUCACAAGUCUGCAUCAGUGUGUAGUUUCGUCUUUCAUUUUCUUUCCAUAACUAGUUUACUAUUGAUGGUCAGGAAUGGCUGUGGAUAACGCUUGUUGACUUGUGUAAUAUUUGUAUUAAUUC
Pseudogymnoascus verrucosus is the source of this 1080-nucleotide messenger RNA. RefSeq lists its product as uncharacterized. The record is from RefSeq and is a predicted model, not a curated record. The coding region runs from base 76 to 540 and encodes 154 amino acids. Gene Ontology annotation, cellular component: transcription factor TFIID complex. Gene Ontology annotation, biological process: RNA polymerase II preinitiation complex assembly; transcription by RNA polymerase II. NCBI's taxonomy places the organism in Eukaryota, Fungi, Ascomycota, Leotiomycetes, Thelebolales, Thelebolaceae. Gene Ontology annotation, molecular function: protein heterodimerization activity. The transcript is spliced from 2 exons.